UUUUUUCCCUUGACUCACCCUCUCACAGUCCUUACCGCCGGCGAAAUAUACACUUCUUCCAGAUGCAAGUUCUUGCAGCCCUACCGGCCGGUGCCAACCUCUUCCCAUCCUCCCCCUCCAAUCCACGCAUCAACGACCCCCUUCCCUCCCCUCCUCCUCCCCCACUCCCUCUUCCCACAAGAAUCCGAAAACCACCACCACCUCCUCCUCCAACGCCUUCCCCUUCCUCAUCUUCUUCCAAUACCGCCCUCCACUCCCUACACAAUGGCGCCCGCUACUACAAGCCCGUCUCUCCCGGUGUCAUCUCCUCCUCUUCCGACGGAAGUCGUUCCGUCCUCGUUGGUGACUCCGGAGUUUCCUAUCUUAUACCGGGAGCUCCCUUCGAGUUCCAUUUCAGCUACUCUGAAACCCCUAAGGCCAAACCCCUCGCCAUCCGCGAGCCUGCCUUUCUCCCCUUCGCUCCCCCGGAGAUGCCCCGCCCUUGGACGGGCAAAGCCCCCCUCCUCUCUAAGAAGGAGAAAGAUAGGAAGAAGAAGAAGAUCCGCCUUCACCAGCCCCUCGGUGUUGACUCGUCUCCCCCUCCUGGAGUCGCUAAGGUACUCGAGAUUGCAGGGAGGCGGCCAGUGGAACUUGGCAUAUACAUUGAUGGUCGCAGUAGAGAGCAGAUAUUAGGGGAUCCCUUGACGCGUGCCGAGGCGGCGGAGCUCGUCAAACCUUACUUGUCGACCAAUCGUCAGGUUAAUCUUGGAAGGGAUGGGCUGACCCAUAAUAUGUUGGAGUUGAUUCAUUCACAUUGGAGACGGCAGGAGGUUUGUAAGGUUCGAUGCCGCGGUGUACCUACAGUGGACAUGGAUAAUGUCUGCUAUCACCUUGAGGAAAAAACUGGUGGAAAGAUCAUACUUCGAACUGGUGGAAUUGUUUAUUUGUUCCGUGGCAGAAAUUACAACCCACGUACACGUCCUAGAUAUCCUGUGAUGCUUUGGAAACCAGCUGCUCCUGUUUAUCCUAAACUUAUACAAGAAACUCCUGAUGGAUUAACUAAAGAGGAAGCAGAAGAACUAAGACGAAAAGGGCAGAACCUACUACCUAUUUGUAAACUAGCAAAAAAUGGCAUAUUUUUAUCUCUUGUUAAGGAUGUGAGAGAUGCUUUUGAAUUAAGCCAUUUGGUGAAGGUUAACUGCCUAGGACUGGAUCCAAGUGAUUACAAAAGGAUUGGUGCAAAGCUAAAGGACCUUGUACCUUGUGUGCUAUUAUCUUUUGAUCAGGAGCAGAUCCUCAUGUGGAGAGGUAAAGAUUGGAAAUCAAGAUAUCGUACUCCCAUCUCUUUGGCUCUGGACACUUCUACAAAUGAUGAUGGAACAUCAUCUUAUUCUGCUGAAGAGGAUCUGACAGAUGACAGUGACGGUGAGUCCAAGUUCAUGAAGGCAGUAUCAAGCCCCAAAAUGAUGUCCUUAUGGAAGCGAGCUUUGGAGUUAAACAAAGCAUUAUUAUUAGAGGAGACUGAUCUCACUCCCGAUUCUCUUCUUCAGAUAGUUGAAGAAUUUGAAGGCAUAUCAUCACAGGCAGCUGAACCUGGCAUAAGUAGUGAUUUGGAUGAUACUGAGGCUGAAUAUGGAAAUAAUGGAAAUAAUGGAAAUCAAGUUGAAGAUGAUGAGGAAUAUGACCAAGGCUCUAAUGAGUUUUGUGAAGAGCUGGAGUCCUCGGUCCCCUUUGGCUCUUUACCUGUUGAUUUAAUAGCCGAGCGGCUACUCAGAGAAAUAUAAUUUAGGGGCAAUAAAGAUGUCAGAAUAGUCCUGACCUUUUUUAUGGUGCCAUGUUAGUACUUAGAGUCUAUAGAAAUGUCAAAUUAGUGCCGCAACUCUUUUAAGUUAGUGUGGAAACAGUCCUCCAUGGGAAUUAUUUUAGCCUAUAUUAAAAGUGUUUGGGAACUAAAUUGAUAUUUUCUAUAAACUUUGGGGCUGAAAUGAAUUCCUACAAUAAGUCUGGAUUAUGUUGAUAUUUGUCUCAUUUAUGGGCAUUUACAUGCAUAACUCCCAAUUGUUAUGCAUUUACAGAUCUAUCACCUAAAUCUUACUUUUAAAAAUUAUA
Molecule: messenger RNA, 2088 nt
Organism: Phalaenopsis equestris
Lineage: Eukaryota; Viridiplantae; Streptophyta; Magnoliopsida; Asparagales; Orchidaceae
Product: CRS2-associated factor 2, chloroplastic
Exons: 6
Coding region: 63-1763 (566 amino acids)
Biological process (GO): Group II intron splicing
Molecular function (GO): RNA binding
Source: RefSeq, a predicted model, not a curated record